GCAUUAUAAAAAAGAGAGCUGGAAACCCUGAGAAAAGCUUCUCGGUUUAGUCUGGGAAUUUUUGGACCGUAAGGCGGCUACUUUAACAAGGGAUUCUUUCAGCUGUGGAGAAAAGUGUGAGAAUCCCUUGCAAACAAAGAGCUAUAGAGUGAACGAGCAGAGCACUGAAGGGUAUGACAUAUGAAAGGUCCAUGUGAAAGGUAAACAAGACACUUCCAGCCCUGAUUUGGACUUCUACUUAAAGGUCUGGGCAUCAUGACACACCACAGUCAGAUCCAGCUGCUGCCGGCAGACAAACUCAUCCUGUUGCUUUCAGAAGGUGACCAUGUUUCGUCUCUCACUCUUUCUGUGUGUGGUUUAUCUCGGACUGCUCUGUCUCACAGGGGCAGAGGAAAACCAAGCUGAACCAAGGGAAAAAAGGAAUGUGCCUAACUGGGCAAUGACAUCUUCAGACUUUUUCGGCUGGAUUGAAGAGCUGCGUUCUCAUGCUGGUUAUGACAAGAUCGAGGAAUUGGCCAGAACUUUCUGGGCUCACUUCCCUUCUGCCAGCCGCCUGGGUUACGACCCUCCCGCUCCAGAAGAAUAACUCCAUCUGAGUCUGAGUCUGUGUUAUUGAGAGCAUUUGCCCCUUUCAUUAUGGCACGGCUCUUGGAAAAAGAGACAAACAGACUUUAUUAUUCAGCUAGACUUGAUUUGAGCCAGGGCAAGAUACCUUGAGAUAGAAGGUUUUUUUUCUUGGUUAAAUGUUACAUAAAACCUGUUUUGUAAUAGCAUCCAAAUCAAGUAAAAGUGUUUUGUUCACAAA
This is a messenger RNA of Megalobrama amblycephala (Wuchang bream), 805 nucleotides long. It is a transcript of the gene otos2, whose product is annotated as otospiralin 2. Gene Ontology annotation, biological process: sensory perception of sound. The record is from RefSeq and is a predicted model, not a curated record. NCBI's taxonomy places the organism in Eukaryota, Metazoa, Chordata, Actinopteri, Cypriniformes, Xenocyprididae. The transcript has 4 exons. The coding region runs from base 326 to 586 and encodes 86 amino acids.